GGACUCAGAAGUGAACGUAGCAGCAUCUAGGGAUCGCUGAAGAACAGUUUUUAAUUUUCAUCCUCAUUCCAUUAUUUUAUGAUUUGUACAUUUGUGUAGAUAUAUAUAUAUAUAUAUAUAUAUUCUAAAUUCUAUUUUUUUAAGGAGUAAAUAAGAAAAGCCGGAGAAGAUGGAACUGAAUUCGCUUUUAAUUUUGCUGGAGGCUGCAGAAUAUUUGGAGAGAAGAGAUAGAGGUGUGUCCACAGAGGCAGAACACGGUUAUGCGUCUGUUUUACCUUACAGCAACGACUUUUCCAGAAAGAAAACUAAAGCUGCACCAAUUUCAAGAAAAGCUCAGAACAAUAGAUCGUCACACAACGAGCUGGAGAAACACAGACGUGCCAAGUUAAGGCUCUACUUGGAACAGUUGAAGAAGCUGGUGCCUUUGGGUCCUGACAGUACGAGACACACCACCCUGAGCCUCCUGAAAAGGGCCAAAAUGCACAUCAAGAAGCUGGAGGAGCAGGACAGGAAGGCUCUAAACGUGAAGGAGCAGCUUCAACGAGAGCACCGCUACCUCAAACGCCGCCUCGAGCAGCUCUCUGUUUCGGGAUCCGUGGAGCGCAUCCGCACAGACAGCAUGGGCUCUACCAUUUCCACCGACUCAGAGCAAGAGGUGGACAUCGAAGGUAUGGAGUUCACACCGGUGGAGGCGGACAGCAUAGACAGCAUCAGCGACGGUGAAGAGGAGGAGGAGGACCACUACAGCGUCCAGAGCAGCUCCAGCGACACCAGCUACACAGCCGCACAUUCCCACAGACUGCAGCCACACCACUGUUAGGCGCCUCCCGGUGCUUAAACAAGCAGUUCUCCCGACUUUUCUGCUUCCCCCCCCGAUUCUCCAUCACCGCCUGCUACCUGCAUCAAACCAGUCCACAACGGCGGUACAGCCUCCACCUGUUCCAGGCCACAACUCUGCAGGCUGACAUGGUAGCUGAGCCCUCACCCCCCUCACACCUAACCAUGAUCUUCCCCUAAUGCAUCCUGCUUCCAACGCCCCCCCCCAUCCCCCCCCCUCCCCGCCCUCACAGCCCUUCUCACCUGAAGUUUCUGCAGGCUCAAACAGUGCAGAGGAGAGUUUGUGGUGUUUCCUAUCAGAUAGAUCUGCAGGGGGUAAAGGUGAGCAGCUUUGACCUGUUAAUAGCUUCACGCCAAAUCGAGCUUCAGUCAACUUCCAGCGGCAUUACAACUCAUAAAAGGCUUUGCACAAAAAAAAAGAAAAAAAGCACUUCUGUUUGCACAGCAAUACAUGCAAAGUCACAACCUCAGAAGCCAGUUUUGUCUAAAAGCGUCAUUUAUUUCCCAAAUCACUGCUGCAGAAGAUCUUAGAGACUUAGACUAACUUUAUUGUCAUCUUGUACACUAAGAGUGUAUACAAAACGAAAUUUCGAUGCAUACAGCUCACAAGAGUGAAAUGAAAUGAACAUUACCAUUUAUAAAAGUGAAGCAGUGAUCAGAAUGUAAACAGUUAAGGAGAAAAUGAAACCAGUUUGAAAGUCACGGUGCAAAAGGCAUUGAUAUGGAAAGGUUCAGUGCAGUGCAAAAUAAAUAAAUAGAGUCAAGUAGAACAUUAAGUUGUGUUCUAUUUAAAGGGAUUAUAUCCUAAAGCAUACUGCUUUAUAUGAAGGUAAUAACACCUAGAUCCAUCUUUAUGCUUCCUCAGUGGAUCUUGGGUGAUUUAAGCAUGAUUUGUUAGUGUUCUUUGUCACAUAAUGUGGCCCAAAAGGUUUCCUUCUAGAGCUCAUAUGCUGGUCCAUCCCAUACAAUCUCGAUAAAGCAUGUUGAGGUUUGUGGUUUCGAUGUGAAAAAAAUGUGUAAAAGUUUUAGCUUAGCUAAUUAAGAGCUUUCGCAAUCCAAAAGUAAAACGUCAGAGCUGCAGCAGAGCAGAAACAGUGUAAAUAGAUCAGCCAGUUCCUGUCCGCAUCCCCGUGUCUCCCUCUGGUUGGGUUGCCUAACCACUAACUCCACACUACUGACCACUACACUAUACCACCAGAUGGUGUGGAUGGACUACUAAGUCAGAGAGAAAAGAAGAAGGAAGGAGUUGUCCUACAGCUAUAAAUCUUGUGUAUUUUUUUUUCUCCUUCUCAGUAGCUAAUUGAUGUAGCAAUAAGAGGCUUCCUCUUACGUUUUGAAGUGAUCCUGGUGGACCACGAGCUAUUGUUAUUGGGAGAUUUUACUUCUUGUGUUUUGUUUCUUGUUAGCCUGACCUUUGUGUCGGAUUCACUAACUGAUCCUGACCCUGUCUGCACGGCGCCAUCUAGCAUUAUAAAAAGGAAAAUUCUCUGCAGCUCUGUCGCUUUCUUCCCUGGCGUCCAAUUAGCAGGUCAAAGCUGGUCAAUUAAAAGCGGGGGGAAAUUGGUUUUAUGUAGAGGUAACCAACAUUAACCCUCCUUCAGUUUCUCUAACAGCAGUAAUCAUCUUUUCUUCUCUGCUGUCUGUUACUUUUGAUCCCCUGCUGUCUUUUGACUGUAACUCAUGCACAACAGUGGCUUUGGAAGGACGAGGUGCUCCUGUUGCUCUCUGAUGGUGUUAGUUAUCAGUAGCCCCCACCCAGCCCUUGUCUCUUGCAGUCUGUAGAGCUUGGCACUUUAAAAAAAAAUUUAAAAAACAGAAAAGCUGCCCGUCCACGACGGCGGGUGGGUCUGACCAAAAAAAUACAAAACUAUACUAAGAAAAAAAACCCUGGAAAGAAAAGAAGCUACUCCUCACUUAAAGUGAAAUCAGCUAGUGUAGUCUAUAUUUCUUGUACUGAGUUUUGUAUUAUAUUUUCCUAAAUGUUCUCUAAACCUUGAAAAACGACAAAAAAAGAGUGAGUAUAUCUAUCUAUAUCUAUAAAUAUAUAUAUAUAUAUAUAUCUAUAUAAAAGAGACAGACAGACAGGACGCCAGGCUUGUUGAAGGGAGAGUGGGGGCAGGGGAGCCCGUACACUGGCCCCCUCUCUCUUGGGUGACUCUCCUGCUGUCAUUCUGUGCCUUGGUGAGCCUUCCUCCUCCUCUUCCUCCUCGCCUCCCCCAACUCAGGUCACACUCCCCCUCCUUUUACUUGUCUUCUCAACACUUCCAGAACCUGAAGGGUCAUCAGAACCACCAAAAAAAAAAAAAAGUGCUUCUUGGUGUCUGCUCCAAACGGCCACACCCCUUCCAGAACCCCGAGUCUCCACUCUGUCAUGGAAAUAAACAGAAAAAACAAACACUGGUGAACACCCAUGGCAGCUUCCAGUUAUGUCCGACCCUCCACCCCUCCAACCAUCACCUCUACCGAACUGACACCAGCGGGGGGCUAAAAACGUCUGCGCUAGACGCUUCUUCAUCUGCUUUUUUUUUUUUUUUUUUACAAUUAUUGUAUGUUGACUAAAAGUUUGUUCUGCGGGAGCCACCGGGAGAGGAGCGACAAAAGAAUAAUCAAUGGCAGCUUAAGGUGUUAUCCUCUGAGCUCCCAGGUGGUCCGACCCAAACUGAAAAAGAAACAAUAGUGUUACCCAUCGAUCAGGGGGACUUCUCAACUCACAGCAAUAUGACCAUCUUGUGCUUUCGGACAAGGGAGGGCGGGCAGGGCAGGGGUUUUUAAAGACAAGCAGGUGGUUUACUUUGCUUUUACUCUGUGGUGCAUUUAUGGUGACCAACACUUUGUUUGCUUUUUUUUUUUACCUCCUAUCUGCACUCUCUCCAUACACUGCAGGAGGGCAAAAAAAAAAAAAAUAUAACCCCAGGUUAAAAUGCAUUUUCUUUUGGUCAUAAAGAGUUUACAUUCAUGUCAGAGCAUUUGUACAUGACUGUUUGUAGCAAAAAACAAACAAAUAAAAAAAAAAAAGCCGCCCUUAUUGGUUGACAUGAACAACUGGGUAUACCAUUAUUAAUGGGUUCUAAUGAUUCUCUCGCACAGAACCUCCUGUUUGAAAAGCGACAAGGAUAGAGGGAGCCAGAUUUGAGAUUAUAAUGAUGCAGUUAUUCUUGGGGGGAAAAAAAUAAAAAAGCACACAUGCUCAUGAUGAGAGGUAAUAGAGCAGCUGACGGGACAUGUUGACAUUCUGGUUGUUUCAUGAGUGGCUAGGUGGGGAUGGGAGUUCCUUCAAAGAUGUGCCUUGCGAAGAGAUUUAAACAAAAAGUUAUUUUCUUUACAAACAAGAGAUUGUACCAGUUAAAGACUGUUUGUGUUCCGCUUACCUUCUGCAGCUGAUGUAUAGAGGCAUGGGCCGGGGAUUGUUUUGGAGAUAUUGAAAGGACUGAACUCUUUCGCCAAUAAGUAGAAAAAUGCACAGAUUAGGCUUUUACUGACUGAUACCGACUUCCCAUUUUCUUUCAGGUAAAGCUUUUAAUUUAAACCAUUUCUAUUAAAUUUUUUUCUUUCAAGGAUUAAAAGAAAGAACAAACUUCUGCUGCUGACAGAAGCAGUGUUAUGAAUCCAAAUGGAUAUGAAGGAAUUAAAAGAUUAUACUAACUGGCAGAUUGAUUGUGAAUUGGCUGUUUCGGUUAUCUGGAUGCUUUAUUGGUGCAUUUCUAAUUGAGUCCCUUGAAAUAAAAUAACAGAAAAACUACAGGAUUGACGGGUUUUUAAGUAGACUGAUCUUGCCCGUUCCCCACCUGUUGCUGCACACUGCUACAGUUCUUUUCAUGAGAUGCGCAACUUGUUGUUUUGAAAUGUAAGACAUUAGAUCAUCCCCUGGCUUUUUGUGUUAGUGUUGUGGUAUUGUUCCCCUUAGGUAAUGUCUUUAGUGUAUCUUAACCGGCCCAUGCCUACCUUCGUUUUGCUGUCGUAUAGAGAAAAGGUUUGUUGUAGAUAACAGCAGGCUUGGACAAAAUAACAGAGAAACAUCUCAAGAGAUCAAAACCAGUUCAAGUCUUCUGCUGCUUUUAAAAUUCACCCCAUGACUUCCAUAAGAACUGUUAUUCCUGCCAAACAAAGUCACUUUUAUUCCUGAUUUUAUGUUAAACAACAUGGAUUGCUUUAACUACCUUUUAGGUUUUAGGUCUGCUUUCCAGUUUCUGCACUUUCCAGCUUUUAUUUCUUUCGUUCUUUAUUUGCAUUUUCACGCGUUGAGCUAAAGUCCUCCAGAGUAGGAACCACCGAGUGGAUGCCUGGGUUGGGAUCUAGCAGAGGGGACAACGGAGAAACAGUAGGGGACUGACGUGCUGAGCAGAGGAGGGAGAGUUCUGUGCCAGAGACCUGUGAAAUAUGUUCCUUUAUAGAGGAUGUGUAAUUUGCAUACAGAAGAUGUUCUUUUUUUUCAUUUUGUUUUGUGAGUAUGAGUGCGUCUAUACGAGUACCUGGUGCUGGCUACAUUUUAGCAAACACUUGGAGGUAUUGUGUAUUGUCUCAUUGUAAUAUAAUUAAAAUGUUUUAUACAUAAA
This is a messenger RNA of Cyprinodon variegatus (sheepshead minnow), 5390 nucleotides long. It is a transcript of the gene mxd4, whose product is annotated as MAX dimerization protein 4. The transcript is spliced from 6 exons. Lineage: Eukaryota; Metazoa; Chordata; Actinopteri; Cyprinodontiformes; Cyprinodontidae. Gene Ontology annotation, biological process: regulation of transcription by RNA polymerase II. Gene Ontology annotation, molecular function: RNA polymerase II cis-regulatory region sequence-specific DNA binding; DNA-binding transcription factor activity, RNA polymerase II-specific; protein dimerization activity. The coding region runs from base 170 to 820 and encodes 216 amino acids. The record is from RefSeq and is a predicted model, not a curated record.